Rhopalosiphum padi (bird cherry-oat aphid) is the source of this 808-nucleotide messenger RNA. RefSeq lists its product as uncharacterized. The record is from RefSeq and is a predicted model, not a curated record. The transcript has 2 exons. NCBI's taxonomy places the organism in Eukaryota, Metazoa, Arthropoda, Insecta, Hemiptera, Aphididae. The coding region runs from base 1 to 657 and encodes 218 amino acids.
AUGCCCUAUUCAUACUUCAUUUACGAGCUUGCCGGUCAAGAGGAUCUAGUCUGGCUUGCACUAGAAAAUUUGGCCGUAGGAUUGUCGCUGGCUCUCUUUACGUUGGCUCUUAUUUAUUGGUACGUGGAUUUAUACACGCUAAUCUACGAACCAAAUAUCGGCGAUGGAUUUCGACGCCGCAGGGCCAAUAAUACUGAACGGGCGACGGACCCGCAAACGAUAAUUAAUUUCGAUCAAAUUGGUAACAGCCCGUCCGGUGUCCACUGUCCAGAGUUUCGGGGGCGGCCGUCCGGUAAUAGCGAUUAUCGUAAUACUUUCAACCGUCCGUCGUCGGAACUCUGUGAACAGUCGUCCGAGCUGCAGGUCGACGAUUGGGCGUCGACUUAUCGUAUUCCUUUGAGUUCGUCGUACGGGGACGUAGUUAAAAGAGGUGAAGCGAUGGUUCCGGCUACUGCGGGCUUACCGCCUGGAGUAGACCGCGGAGCGGUGGCGCCUGAUCAAAGGAACGAUAUAUGUAUCAAUAUACCGGUCGAUCUACCUGCUGCGGAAACGAAGGCGACGAUGGCGUAUAUCGAUGAUCAGUGGUCGUUUGGACGAAGCAUCAACAACAUGGUUAUUACUUAUUACCUGUUGAUAUUAAAACGGCGGAAUCGAUAACACCCCGACGAAAGAUUGGAAUUCAUGUUGUCAUUGUAGCAGAAUGAUGUUGCAGUUUAUCAGUUACAAUGGUCAUUAAUAUUAUUACGUAUAUAGUUGUACGAAUGUAUAUUAUGAUGGUCUGUACAGUGUCACUGUAUUGUUAUGUAAA